UCGGAUAACUCGAGCUGAAGCUUCGAAGGCUGGGAUGGAUAAGAAAAUUCUAUGCGGAGUUGUCGUCCACCCCGCCAACGUGACUCCAGCAAACUAACGCUAGGCUGCUGAUUUGCAAUGGUCGAAACAUCGAUCAAGUUUUGCCCUAGAUCAAGCUUUUCAUCAGGGAUGCAACUGACACUUGAAGAAAUGGUUUUCGUCCCUCAAAGUACACUCAGUGUGGUUCCAAGGUUGCGUUGGCUCCCGCAAAAGGUUCUGUCAAGAGGGAAGGACAGGAGGGACAGGAGGGACAGUCGACCAACCAGUCAAAUGCGUACCUUCUUUGGGAAUAGAAUGACCAAAUACCUAGGGGUCAUCAGUUUAUCAAACAAGUGCAAAUAUGCCUAACAUGAAAAUGCAAGCAAUGCUUUCUUCAAAGCAACCAGUGUCUUUACUGCAGGUUUUGGCUGGGAUUGCAAAAGAAGCUUUCGCGUGACUGUUCCAACAAAGCUUCUCAGUAACACCGCGUAGCCCACCACGUUUCCUGCUUGCGUUUUCAUCAUGCCUUCUAUCUCAAAUCUUCUAUAUCCCAAACUUUCAGCAUCCAUGCUAUCAAGCCCUUCAGUCACUACAAUCCCAGCUGCCUCGCAGCGAUGGCUUCACCAACACGGACAGAAUCAAAGCGUUUAGCAGCAGAGCUUGGAGCUUUUGCACGUCUCCCAUACGAUAUCCGUGAACAGAUCUGGCUUGACAUCGCAUAUCCCAACAUCGCAUACCCCCAGCUGACAGCCGAUAAAGUCCACACGCUAGACGCCUAUACACAUCUUCUCAACACGAGCGAGGCAUUGAGAGACGAGAUACAGCAUUUGCUGUUCAAGGGAUCCGUGGUACAGUUCGACUGCGGCCCCCUCAUUUGGCUCGCCUUUUCUAGAGAUGGCAACAAGCGUGGUCGUUUUGAAGAUGACGGCUUAUUCAGUCGAGAAAUGUUACUAGGUCUCGUCCUGCUCUACGAGGCCAACAAAUGGGGAACCUUCCCCUGGGGUAUACUCGAGCGGAUUGAGAUAAAACUCCCUGCGAUAUCUCCAGGGGCUGCGAAAGCUGCGUUUGACCUGUGGACUAACAUUAGAGAGAUCACUGGCCAUCUCGAGAACGUUCGGCCGUUGCCUCGUUUUGUUAUUCGCCUGGAAGCGAGCAAUACUCUAGAGGAUCAUUGUUGGUUUUCGCAGGAGAGUCUUGAUGACGAUUUUGACUACAAGUUCUUCGUCCGUGCAUUUAGCCAUCUAAGGGAUAUCGCGACUACUAUUGAAGUUUGGUCUGGUUCCUGCGCCGCUAGCCCUAGCAUCUGCUGGAAAUCGAUCAGCUGGGUCUACGCCCCGCACUUGAUUAUGCCUCCUGCACCUCAAGACGCUACUACCGAUGAAAAGUCACCUCACGAGCAAGCAUUCGCAAGUGAUCAUGACCUCCAAGUCUACCUAGCCCGGGACUGGUACAUGAUGUCUCUCAAAACCGCGCGACCUGGCCAGAAUAUAGGCGAGUCCGUCAAUGAUCUGAGAAAUGUGUGA
Molecule: messenger RNA, 1541 nt
Organism: Aspergillus calidoustus
Lineage: Eukaryota; Fungi; Ascomycota; Eurotiomycetes; Eurotiales; Aspergillaceae
Source: the annotation of a GenBank genome assembly